AUGUCCUCAAAUUUACCAAGAAUUGCUGCUCGCCAAGCCAACAAAAUUUCAAAGGCGAAUAAUCCAUUCAUGUCUACUCAAACCACCGAUUACAAUAGUGAGAAAGCCCAAAACGACCGAGUAGACCCAGUGUUGGAGACGAAUGUACCUGAAGGAGUUCCAGUAGAAAAGGAGGACUUUUCAAUAGCGAAGUUUUUCGGGAUGAGAUCCUUGGACAAGGCGCUUAUCCGCAACGUGAGAAGAUUGAUAGAAGAAGAAAGAGAUCGUCAAAUAGAAUUUGAACGUAUGCGUCAGCCACGUUUGAAUUACUAA
Molecule: messenger RNA, 312 nt
Organism: Strongylus vulgaris
Lineage: Eukaryota; Metazoa; Nematoda; Chromadorea; Rhabditida; Strongylidae
Source: the annotation of a GenBank genome assembly